Messenger RNA from Brachypodium distachyon (stiff brome), 4878 nucleotides. Its product is annotated as pentatricopeptide repeat-containing protein At3g09040, mitochondrial. The transcript is spliced from 8 exons. The record is from RefSeq and is a predicted model, not a curated record. Gene Ontology annotation, molecular function: protein binding; RNA binding. Lineage: Eukaryota; Viridiplantae; Streptophyta; Magnoliopsida; Poales; Poaceae. Gene Ontology annotation, biological process: RNA modification. The coding region runs from base 144 to 2852 and encodes 902 amino acids.
CCGGGAUCUGCUACUCAAGUUUUGGGCCAGGCCUCUCCCUCUCGCUCUCGGCUCUCCUCCCCGCCUACCUCGCCGGCCGGCCGGCUCCUUCCACGCCGCUUGGCCUCCAUGCUCCUCCUUCCCGACGCGCCGCCCACACAGCAAUGGCUGGAGCGACUACGUCGGCGACGGCCGUUCUCGACGCGUUCGUGCGCGCCAGGCGCUGCUCCGCGGGCGGCGGCGUCCGUCCCGACCAGUUCGACCUCGCGGCCACGCUGUCCGCGUGCUCGCGGCUGGGAGCUCUCGUCAGCGGGAAGCAGGCGCACUGCGACGCCGAGAAGCGCGGGCUCGGCUCGGGCGCCUUCUGCGCGGCGGCGCUGGUGAACAUGUACGCCAGGUGCGGCCGCGUGGGCGACGCUCGCAGGGUGUUCGGCGGAAUCUCUCUCCCGGACACCGUGUGCUGGGCCAGCAUGAUCUCCGGGUAUCAUCGGGCCGGGAGGUUCCAGGAAGCGGUGUGCCUGUUCACCAGGAUGGAGAAGAUGGGGUCCUCUCCUGACCGGGUGACCUGUGUCGCCGUCGUUUGCGCUCUCACGGCCUUGGGUAGGCUGGAAGAUGCGAGGACCUUGCUGCAUAGGAUGCCGGCGCCGAGCAGCACGGUUGCUUGGAAUGCUGUUAUCUCUGGUUAUGCGCAGCAGAGUGGGAUCGAGCAUGAGGUUUUUGGUUUGUACAAGGAUAUGAGAUGCUGGGGAUUAUGGCCAACUAGAUCGACUUUCGCAAGCAUGUUAAGUGCAGCAGCCAACGCGACGGCUUUCAUUGAAGGCCGGCAGGUACAUGCAGCGGCAGUAAGGCAUGGUUUGGAUGCAAAUGUUUUUGUGGGUAGCUCUCUCAUCAACCUUUACGCAAAAUGCGGCUGCAUCGGUGAUGCGAUACUUGUGUUUGAUUGCUCUGGUGAAAAGAAUGUUGUCAUGUGGAAUGCGAUGCUUAAUGGUCUUGUUCGAAAUGAGUAUCAAGUAGAGGCCAUACAGAUGUUCCUAUAUAUGAAGAGGCUUGGCCUUGAGGCUGAUGAGUUCACAUAUGUCAGUGUUCUCGGUGCGUGCGCCCACUUGGAUUCCCAUUGUUUGGGGAGGCAGGUGCAAUGUGUAACAAUCAAGAAUUGCAUGGAUGCAAGCUUGUUUGUUGCUAAUGCAACAUUAGAUAUGCACUCGAAAUUUGGAGCUAUAGAUGAUGCAAAAACACUAUUCAAUCUGAUUACUUACAAGGAUACUGUAUCUUGGAAUGCCCUUCUAGUUGGACUUACACAUAAUGAAGAAGACGAAGAAGCAAUACAUAUGCUCAAAGGGAUGAAUCUGGAUGGUGUAACACCAGAUGAGGUGUCUUUUGCUACUGUAAUUAAUGCAUGUUCCAAUAUUCGAGCUACUGAGACUGGAAAACAAAUCCAUUGCCUGGCCAUGAAGCAUAGUAUCUGCUCAAAUCACGCUGUUGGUAGCUCUCUGAUUGAUUUUUAUUCGAAGCAUGGAGAUGUAGAAUCGUGUAGGAAGGUUUUGGCACAGGUAGAUGCAAGUAGUAUAGUCCCAAGAAAUGUUCUAAUUGCAGGUCUAGUGCAGAACAAUAGAGAAGAUGAAGCCAUAGACUUGUUUCAGCAGGUUCUUAGAGAUGGUUUAAAGCCCUCCAGCUUUACAUUUUCAAGCAUUCUUUCUGGUUGUACUGGACUUCUCAGUUCAAUCAUUGGCAAACAAGUCCACUGUUACACACUGAAGUCUGGUUUUCUGAAUGAUGAUACUUCCGUUGGUGUUUCACUGGUUGGAACAUAUUUGAAGGCUAGAAUGCCUGAGGAUGCAAACAAACUCUUGAUAGAGAUGCCAGAUCACAAAAACCUAGUUGAGUGGACAGCUAUCGUUUCAGGGUAUGCUCAAAAUGGUUACAGUUAUCAAUCAUUGCUAUCAUUUUGGAGAAUGCGCAGUUAUGAUGUUCAUCCAGAUGAGGUCACAUUUGCAAGUAUUCUCAAAGCUUGUUCUGAGAUGACAGCCCUUAGCGAUGGAAAAGAGAUACAUGGCCUCAUCAUUAAAUCUGGAUUUGGUUCUUACAAAACCGCAACUAGUGCCAUCAUAGACAUGUACUCCAAGUGUGGGGAUAUCAUUUCUUCCUUUGAAGCCUUCAAGGAAUUGAAAUCCAAGCAAGACAUCACAUUAUGGAACUCCAUGAUUCUUGGAUUUGCAAAGAAUGGCUAUGCGGAUGAGGCACUUCUGCUUUUUCAGAAGAUGCAAGACUCACAAAUAAAGUCUGAUGAAGUUACGUUCCUAGGUGUCCUAAUUGCUUGUGCUCAUGCUGGCUUAAUUUCUGAAGGUCGGCAUUACUUCGAUUCUAUGAGCAAAGUUUAUGGGAUAAUGCCUAGAGUAGAUCACUAUGCAUGUUUUAUUGAUCUCCUUGGACGUGGUGGUCAUCUUCAAGAGGCUCAAGAAGUUAUUAACGAGUUGCCCUUCAGGCCUGAUGGUGUGAUCUGGGCUACAUAUCUUGCAGCAUGCAGAAUGCACAAGGAUGAAGAAAGGGGGGAAAUUGCAGCAAAAGAGCUCGUUGAAUUGGAACCACAGAACUCGUCUACGUACGUGUUGCUUUCAAACAUGUAUGCUGCAGCUGGUAACUGGGUUGAAGCAAAGAUGGCCAGAGAAGCAAUGCGAGAAAAAGGAGCAACAAAAUUUCCAGGAUGCAGUUGGAUUACAGUUGGAAACAAAACAAGCUUAUUUCUUGUACAGGACAAGAAUCACCUUGGUGCUCUUAGAAUCUACGAAAUGCUUGAUAAUCUUACUAGAAUGAUGCACAAAUAUGACGAUGUUGAGAAUUAUGAUAUGCUAAUUUCAGCUGAAAUGUUUACUUGAGGAGUGAAGCCCCUUGUUUCAUCCUUUGGCUCAUCCAGGAUCUAUGGUAGAUGCUUGGUUACUGACCAUCAAUAAAGCUCCAAGGGCUAUUGGUUCCGUUUCAGUCAAGGGAAAUUAGUUACCCAUGAUCAAAUCAGCUUGUACAGGGUCUGCAGCAUUCCUCUCUUCUCCCCAGGGACCUGCAGUACUACACAUACCAAGCCUUCUUCGUGGGGUGCACAGCCUUCCUUGCCACGGCUACUGCUCGAGUGCUCGUGCGAUUCUCACUUCUGAGUGGACACUUUUCUGCAGCAUAAUCCUUAUGUAUUUGUUGCCCAUCAGAAUGUGACCAACUGACCACAAGCUGACAUAGUGCUUCUACGGUUCUACCAUUCAGAGCCGAAGCAAAUGGCAUGUUUAAAUGUAAAGUUCUAUUAAGGAUGGACAAGCAGCCUUUUUGUUUGGGGUACCCUUUUGUUUGACUGGAGUUUUUAGCCUCGACAGCUUUCAGAAAACAGACAACUUUAGGGCUUUAUUCAGGCUGGAGUCUUACGUUUUCAAGCAAUAGUGGGCACGUCAAAUAAAGCAUGUCAUGAAGAUAGGUGUUUGACUCCGCAGCCCGAAGCGGAUGAGGUGUAUUCUUGGGCCUGAUAUAGAAGGGAGAAGGAUCUUAUCAAUAGUCACAACAUGGGAUACAGAUGUUUAUGUUCAAUGGAUCUGCAGUGCUGUCGCAUUGUUCUAUUCAAAAUAAGAGAACAUCGCCACCAAAAAAGUUGAUCAGCAUGUGAGCCCGGCCACCAGUUAAUUAAUUAACUAAAGGCAUUGCAUCCAAAUCAAUCAGCUCAUUGUUUCUAGUUUCUUGGAAGCCAACCACCACGCAUGCAUGCACCUCCCAAAAGCUUGGACUCCUCGUAUGUUUAUCGUAUAAUUCAUCAAAUGAAUUUGACGGAAGGGCAUAUUAACCUGGUUUCGAUGAGUAUAUAUGUGUUUACUGUUUUUCUGUCCUAAUUAGGGGAAUGCAGGAAGUAUUCGGAAGAGCUCAUUGUUUUAGUACCAGAUUGCCAGUUCUAACUUGAGGAACACUAGCAUAUAAUGAUUGUUCUACCAUUUCAGGAACAUAUCUAGAUACAAGCAGUUGUGAUUUAGGUGAUACUUCUUUCCCAAGUACUCCAGCUAGCAGGAGACGAUUGAUAUUUCCAUGAAGUUUUCCAACUGCUCUAAAGCUGGUCUAGCACUCAAGAUUUGUGGCACAAAAGGCAUUGCAGCAUUCAGGAUGACAGGUGCACAUAUGCAUUACCCACAUUAAUCCCAAUCAUUAACUGGGGCACAUGAAUGAUUCUAAAAGUUAUCACCAGAGCAAAAAGUAGUAUAGUAGUAAUUAGCAUGUGCAUACACAUAUGUGACAUGUCUUCCCCCACAUUAAUUAAUCAUAUCAUUAGCUAGGGUUCACAUACAAAAAUGAUGCUAGAAGUUUAUUAUCAACAUAGCAGAUUAGUUUAGAACUUACCAUGAUAUUAACAAGAAAGCUAGUAGUACUUAUUAACCAGUUGGAAUUAGCAGGAUGUGUAUCUGUAUGACCCCUCACCAGCAAAUAGGAGUAGCUAGCUAGCUAGUGUGAUUUGGUUAGUGCUAAUGCUCUUAUUUAAUCCAUUGAUUAGUCAGUUAAUCUGUCUGAUUAGGGCGGUGUUUGACGCGUGUCAAGGGCAAAUCUUUUUUCUUGAUCCGGAGCGGAUCAUCGAGCAGAUUAAAGGGGAUAUUGGUCAUCGUGGGUUUGAUUGUCUAUUUGCUUAGCCUGACGUCUACAUGUUCAUGUGCCGAUUUGAUCUGUUGUUUGUUCCUGACCUCCUCAUGUCUUUGGUGAUCAUGUGAAUUAACUAGUUCUGUUUAAGAUGGAUGUGUGGUCGGUCCACUGGCAGCAACACCCCAGGUACCAGUGUGGAGUCCACAGUGCACGCUUUAACUAGGCUUUGCUCGGAUCAAUUGACUUACAAGUUUUAGGCUUUUCUCUAUAUAAUGCAAAAGAGGAAUGAAUUUCUGCCAAAAAAAA